This is a messenger RNA of Linum trigynum, 3702 nucleotides long. The record is from the annotation of a GenBank genome assembly. Lineage: Eukaryota; Viridiplantae; Streptophyta; Magnoliopsida; Malpighiales; Linaceae.
CACGCCCAUGUGACAUUGUUGGGUCCAUUGAGAUCUAGAUACACAAAAUUCAUCUCAAAGUUUCCCACUAUGAUAUGCUCAUAUUAGAUUUAGAUCCAUCCUUGCCCUAAUUGACCUCCUCUCUUAUUUUCAGGCUAGCCUGCCCUAUUCCAAAACAUGGGUAAAAUUAAAUUUCUCCCUAAUCAAACAUGUGUUAAUAGUCCAAUGGCAAAUGAUUUGCUUUGAAAUCUUCAGCAUUCCACACUUUGUUCAACUUGUGUUGACUGAUUAGAAAAGGAUUACAUAACAUCAUUGAAGGAAUAUAAAGGAUAUUCUUCUUUUGAUCCAAUAUUAUUAACACUAUAUGUGUAAGCCUCAAUGCUUCAAGAUGUACGAGAAGUCUCCACACUUCAAGGUAGUGGCAAAGCUAAGAUUUAGAGUGAGGAGAGGUUGAAAAUAAAAUAAUUGCAAUAGUUUCCAAGGUAUGGACCUAAAUCUUGCAGGAGGGGCAGCUAUUAGUCCUCGUCUUAUGACCUUCUAACGUUUUCCUUAAUAUAUGAAUAGUUUAAUACAUAAUUUAUAACCUCAAACUCAAAAUUGAGGGGGACCUAUAACCCACGACUGCUUCGAGCCUCACAUUAAUGUUCAUAGGCCAAGUCUCACAUCUUCUCGGACAAAGAUAGCCGAAUAAUCGAUAUUAGGUCACUCAAUAUUGAUGCUGAAUCAUAUACAUAUAUGGAAUCAUACAUCCCUUCAUAUGAUCGAAAAAUAUAGUUAGGAAAGUGGAGAGUGGUGGCAAUAUAUAACUAACCACCAUAGGAUGAAAGAUCCUUUCCAAGAAAGUUGUCAAGAUAAGCUUUAGCAACUUGAUUUGAGAGAUAAAGUGCACCAAAAAACCGGUCAUAUGACUCAAGCUAAUGCAUCUUUUUCUCAAUAUUGUGGGAUUUCUUUUUCCUCAAAAGCGCCAUCUUUGCUUGCCAAGCCAAUGAUUGUCACACACAAGGCAAAUGAGAUCAACCAACACUUGUACUAAAGAGAGGAUAGCAAUAUAUGUGGAAGAGAAAUGACCUAUUUUCGUUCUAGUGCUUUCAUCAUUGGACUGGUCGAUUCGUGGUCUAUAACCGUUGGACAUAUGUAUGGUACUUGUCACAAUAUUUAUAUUACGUUGUGUAUUAUGAAGUGUUCGAUCCAAUGAUAUAAAUAUGAACUUGCACGAACAAGAUCUAAACAUGUAUUUAUGCUAAGGAUGAUAAACAGGCCAACCAGAUCGUACAAGACAAAACCCAUUUUAUAUAAUCACAAUAGUGGAAGCUAUCGUCCUCAAAUCUAAACUUGUUAUGUAUGACAACAUGGGGACAAAAUUAUACAUGGGAUUAGCAAUUUGGGGAUUGCCGCGUGCAUAAGGUUGCCAGAAACAUGACCUAAUUUUUUCAGGUUACAUGAUCUUGUUUCUUGUACGACGUGGGUUUUGUUGAUCUUGCUUCCCAUAAUGGAUUUGUAAAGUGUGUUUUAAGUACCUUAUCUUUGCUUACAUCUUUUCAACUUUACUAUUUAGCAUGGUUUUUUUUCUAGCUAUAAUGUUAUGUGGUGCAUCAUGUGUUCUUGAUAAGAUACAUAGAUCAAUUGCAUUUUUUUUUAAUAAGAGAGUGAUUGUGGCCCUAGAAUAAUCGAUGGAGAAGCUAUGGCAUAAAGCGAGGAGUAGCGAGAGAAUGAAAAUAACAAACAAUAGUUUUUUCGUGAUUGAAACUAAGUCUUGGAAACUCAUCUUACCACUUUAUAAUGUUUUCUCGAGGCUUGAAUAUACAAAUUAUAUCCUUAGCCAAAAAAAUGAGAGAUAGGGCUGUAGGCUGUAGCCCCUCCUAGACUACGUGCAGUUUCAUCAUCACAAGAAUAACGUCGUCAUUGUUGGACUGUGAUUGAUUAGGAAAAUUCGUUUUCUUCUCACAGAGAACUACUUUGUGAUCAUGGCUUUAAGCGUCUUGUGAGAACACUCUUAAGUUCAAACAAUCUUUCUUAUUAGGUAAAGUGAGAGAAAACAACAAACUUAACAGCCCAAGUAAGUGAAUUGACUUAUAUUAGCAUUGGUUCAAAUGAGCUGCUAUGCUGAUUUGUUUAAUCUAAACAGAAAAGUGGACAGAGAUGAUGGUAAGGUGGAUGGAAAAAUCAUUUUGUUAGUGAGUGUAAAGUUGAGGGGCGGCUUUGUUAUGAUUACAAAGUAAGCUGACUAUUCUCUCAAUUAUCUCUGCCGUGAGAAACCGGCCCACCCAAUAUAACACUAAGCCAAGGGCCUGGGCCAUGGUAUCGGCCUACGCUAUGGUUGAGCCCGCUGCCGAGCCUUCUUAUCUAGCCUACCAAUAAAGCCUGGCCCAUUGAAGCCUAUACUUCGUCCAGUCGCGGCCCAGCUUCAACUUCCAAGGACUUGAUCGACCUUUCGACUCGUCUCAAUUUCCAUGCAUCUUCUUCUGCAUCGCAAAGCAAAAACCUCAUCAGUGACAAGUAGAAACUGUUUUACUCUCGUCACUCCCAACUCCACAUGUUACUACACGCAGCACACUUCCUAUUUAUAGAUAGCUGUACCGCCAUGACUGAGGAUCAGCUUUGUCAACUUGGAGCUGCGGCUGAUUUUGUACUUUUGCUUCAUGUUUAUCCCAGAGCAUUUAGUAUAAACUUGACUGAUAGUGAUGAUUCAUAUCCAUUUGUGUAUUACACAGAGAUGCCUGGAAUUUUGGAGAAUUGCAGCAUCUUGUUGACAGAAACCAGAAAGAAACGAUGUCGAUCACACUCAACAAUGGCUUCAAGAUGCCCAUCAUUGGGCUGGGAACGUGGCAAAUGGGAGGGAAAGAGAUUAAGGGUCUGAUCAUGAACGCUAUCAAGAUCGGUUACCGCCAUUUUGACUGUGCUGCUGAUUAUAAGAACGAGGCUGAAAUUGGGGAAGCACUUGCUGAAGCUUUCAAGACCGGUCUUGUGAAAAGGGAGGAGCUUUUCAUCACUACUAAGCUCUGGAAUUCAGAUCAUGGACAUGUUCUUGAGGCUUGCAAAGACAGCCUGAAGAAGCUUCAGCUCGAUUAUCUGGAUCUCUACCUUGUUCACUUCCCGGUCGCCACCAAGCAUACUGGAGUUGGCACAACAUCUAGUGCAGUGGAUGACAAAGGCGUUCUGGAAAUCGACACAACCAUAUCGCUGGAAGCUACUUGGCAUAACAUGGAAGACCUUGUCUCUAAGGGUUUAGCCCGAAGCAUCGGUAUAAGCAACUACGAUAUCUUUCUGACCAGAGAUUGCCUAGCCUAUUCAAAAAUCAAGCCUGCAGUGAAUCAAUUUGAGAUCCAUCCAUAUUUCCAGCGCGAGUCUCUUGUGAAAUUCUGUCAGAAGCAUGGCGUCGCAGUGACAGCUCACAGCCCUCUGGGUGGUUCUGCAGCUAACAUAGAAUGGUUCGGUUCAAUCUCGUGCUUGGAUGAUGCUGUUCUCAAUGAUUUGGCUGAGAAGUAUAAUAAAACACCUGCCCAAAUUGCACUAAGGUGGGCGAUCCAGAGAGACACAGUCGUCAUUCCCAAGUCUUCGAAGGUUGAGAGACUGAAGGAGAAUUUCGAAGUUUCCGACUUUGAGCUGACCAAAGAGGAUAGGGAGCUGAUCAAGGGAAUGGACAGAAAAUAUCGUAUGGAUCUGCCCGCCAAGAGCUGGGGAAUUGAUCUCUAUGCUUAGAUAUGUAUCUUAUGCUUUACGAGC